GUUAAAAUAUUAUUAAGAACCAAAUUAAGAAAGCUAAGAGCCGGAUUGGAUGAUGAUGCUCACACAUUGUAAGUCAGAUGUUUAGACUGGAUUUGGCAUUUUUUUCCACCUAUCAAGUCCUGCCCAAGGAUUUGGGAGAAGCAGAUGUUGUUGUGCAAUCGUAUCAAAGGUAUUACUGCAGGAUGUGAGCUCUUCCAAGCCAAGCUGUCUUUUGCAAUUUACUAAUGGUAGUUUUAUCAAUGCUGAUGGUGCUCAAAUGGCACUCCAGAUGUUACAGGCUGAGCCAUCUUCCAAGAGUCAGAAGGGAGAGAUGCCCAGAGCCGGGUGGCCACCAAGAGAAGAUCUAGCUUUUAGUCUGCCUCAGCCAGAAAUGAAUGCAUCCAGCUACUACACCCCUUUUCAUGUAGUUGAAGUGAUGAAGCUGUAAGUUCUCCUUUGAACUCUGGCCUAGGCACUCACCUUGUCUCCUGGCGGAUUCUCCCUCCAGAUGCAUGUAUUCCAGAUGUGCAAUAAGCAUAUCGUGCAAGCUCAAGAGCUGAAGGAAUUGAAUGUUGAAGACAGUGAGAAAUUUGCUUCUUCAUGGACACAACAGAGUUUUGCACCUGCUGCCCUUCAUGCCCGCCUGUAGUAGAGAGGGCGUUGGAAGAAAAAAAAUCCAGUUCCAAGCUGGGAAUAAAAUGGAGGCUGGUUGGAAAGAAAGAUUCUGUUUAUUGGUGAACAGAACCAACACACACAGUGUACAGUUCUGAGUCAGCUGACAAAAUAGAGUUGAGAGCGGGUGGAUUUUAUACCUUCUGGAUCUUUAUGUAGGGAUCAUGGUUGGUUCUAUAAGCAAAAGAGGAAAUGCAAAUCCUAGGUGUUUGUCUGAGCUAAUCUUGUCAAUCUUUGGCUUGUUGCUUAUCUGAAGUUUCUAUCUGACCCAGUCUUUCUGAAUGGAUUACCAAAUCUGCAUUUCUAAAAGCUGGCCUUCUCCGUUUCUGCUUGGGGCAGGGAGACUGGGGCUGGCUCCUGCCUCCCUUGAUAUUUUCCCCCAAUCCUCCUUUAAAGGAAAUAUUCUAUCCUGCCUUUUUAAUAUUCCUCAAAUAUUUCAUUCUUUAGGAGGGGUGGGUGUGUCUUGACUUUCUACAAGGAGCAAUUGCAAAUUCUGGGGCAUUAGGGCUUAGAGUAAGGGCAGCUCUCUGCAAUUAUGGAGUGGCCUUUGGGGAGAAAUCCCAGCCUCCUUUGGCUGUUGGUACACCAGGGUGAGACUUUCUGGCCACUCAGCAGUUCCCACAACGUCUCAUUUCUGACUCCAUUUUGGAGGAUGGAAGAGAACAGCAGAGAAAGAGAGACAAAGCACACACAGGAUUGGGAGACAAAUCAACUUCCAGGCCAGCUUUUCAAAAAGCAUUAAAAGGACAUUAAAAAAGAAAAAAACCCUAUCCAGUCCACUUAAAUUCUCAUUGAUGAUGUCCACAAACAAUUAAAGACAAUUAGAGAGAAGCAGAACGCGACAAGCACCCGGGCCCAGGGGCAUGAGGACACAGGCAGGUCUGUUCAGUGGCCCAAUCCGAUUUUCCACCCACCAAAUGUAAUUAAGGGGAAUUACCGAUCCAAUUGCUAGGAGGGUCUCUUUAUAAAUGGGAAGAGCUGAGGGCCCCGUGAUUCUUGCUGGCCAGAAUGCCAAGCUCUGGGAGGCGGCCGAAGGGAGAUGCCUGCCUGGUGCUCAAGGUCCGGGAAGCAGCAUCCCUGUACUUCUCCCUGCUCGCUGUCUUCUUGGUUCUUUUGGUGGUGGCCCUCCAAGGCACAGAGCGAAGAGAGAACUUCCCAUACAAGGUGCCCCUGGACCCUCAGGGCCUCCUGGAGCUCUCCUGGAACAUCAGCUACCACCUGGAGGAGGUGCAUUUCCGGAUUGUGGCCAAGGAGCUGAAAUAUGGCUUUCUCUUUGGCAUGUCAGACCGUGGUGGCUUUCAGGAGGCAGAUCUGGCUGUCCUAUGGAGCGAUGGGGUCCAGUUCUAUUUUGCGGAUGCCUGGAGUGACCAAGGCACACAGCUGCACAUGGACGCCCAGCAGAACUACCAUCUUCUGACGGCACAGAGAAUUGGCGGUGGGCUCUCCCUCCUCUUCAAGAGGCCCUUUGCCACCUGUGAUCCAAAGGAUUAUCUGAUUGAGGAUGGAACUGUGCAUCUCAUUUACGGCAUUUUGGAGAAACCAGCUCCGUCUCUCGAAGCCAUCAAUAUUUCUGCUCUGCUCCGGAAGGGACUGCAGCGGGUGCAACUUCUAAAGCCCAAGAUCCAAGUUCCCCCACUGCCUGGGGACCUGAAGACCAUGGAGAUCCGAGUCCCAGACGUGACCAUUCCCCACCAGGAGACCACAUACUGGUGUUACAUGAUCAAACUUCCGGAUGGCUUUGAAAAGCAUCAUAUUGUCAUGUAUGAGCCGGUGGUCACAGGUGGCAAUGAAGCCCUGGUGCAUCACAUGGAAGUCUUCCAGUGCAGCCCCCACUUCCCAGCCUUCCCCCACUACAGCGGCCCCUGCCACUCCGAGAUGAAGCCGCAGCGCCUGAAUUUCUGUCGGCACGUCUUGGCUGCCUGGGCGAUGGGUGCGCAGGCCUUUUACUACCCCAAAGACGCAGGGCUCGCCUUUGGGGGUCCCGGCUCCUCCAAAUAUUUGCGCCUGGAAGUCCACUACCACAAUCCCCUGCUAUUGGAAGGCCACCACGACUCCUCCGGAAUCCGACUCCAUUACACGGCCUCCCUCCGACAGUAUGAUGCAGGGAUCAUGGAGCUGGGCCUGGUCUACACGCCCGUGAUGGCAAUUCCCCCUGGCGAAAGCCAUUUCUUCCUCACCGGCUACUGCUCGGACAAGUGCACCCAGCUGGCUUUGCCACCUGACGGGAUCCACAUCUUUGCUUCUCAGCUCCACACCCACCUGGCUGGGAGAAGCGUGGUGACCACGCUGUCCCACGAAGGGAGAGACUGGGAAAUUGUCAACAGGGACAGGCACUACAGCCCUCACUUCCAGGAGAUCCGCAUGCUGAAGAAGGAGGUCUCCGUCUACCCGGGCGAUGUGCUGAGAACCACCUGCAUGUACAACACAGAAGACAGGAAUGAGAUGACAGUGGGAGGAUUUGGAAUCAUGGAAGAGAUGUGUGUCAACUACGUCCAUUACUACCCCCAGACGGAGCUGGAGCUGUGCAAAAGUGCCAUCGACCCGGGAUACCUGCACCGCUAUUUUCAGCUUCUGGACAGAUUCAACGAUGAAGACAUCUGCACAUGCCCAGACACCUCAGUCACCAGGCAGUUUUCUUCCGUCUCUUGGAACCUGUUCAGCAGAGAAGUCCUCAGAGCCCUUUAUGACUCUGCUCCAAUUUCCAUGCACUGCAAUAAAUCCUCAGCUGUCCGAUUUCCGGGUGAAUGGGAAAAGCAACCUUUACCGAAAAUCACCCAAGUAUUGCCCACGCCAGCGCCUGCUCACUGUGAAGACCAUAGUCCUCUGGCCCCCACCCGCCUCAAGUUAGCAAGGGCUCAGUGA
Messenger RNA from Thamnophis elegans (Western terrestrial garter snake), 3513 nucleotides. It is a transcript of the gene DBH, whose product is annotated as dopamine beta-hydroxylase. Lineage: Eukaryota; Metazoa; Chordata; Lepidosauria; Squamata; Natricidae. Bases 1660 to 3513 code for a protein of 617 amino acids. Gene Ontology annotation, cellular component: secretory granule membrane. The record is from RefSeq and is a predicted model, not a curated record. Gene Ontology annotation, biological process: norepinephrine biosynthetic process; octopamine biosynthetic process; dopamine catabolic process. The transcript is spliced from 12 exons. Gene Ontology annotation, molecular function: copper ion binding; dopamine beta-monooxygenase activity.